This is a messenger RNA of Pectinophora gossypiella (pink bollworm), 1701 nucleotides long. Its product is annotated as probable GH family 25 lysozyme 3. Lineage: Eukaryota; Metazoa; Arthropoda; Insecta; Lepidoptera; Gelechiidae. The record is from RefSeq and is a predicted model, not a curated record. The coding region runs from base 221 to 1645 and encodes 474 amino acids. The transcript is spliced from 6 exons.
GUGUGCAGUCAUUGAUGUAUACUAUGUUGCUAUAGUAAUGUGCAGUGAAUUAUAAGAAGAGUAAAAAAAGAUAGGAGUGGACUUGAACUUGGUUGCCUAGUGAAUUGACCUAUUAUUAUGUUAUAAUUAUUAUCAGACGGUUAUAAACAACUGAUAACAGACGGAAGUGGACAAGGUGUGUGGAGCUUUGGCCAGUCCAUUGGCCAUAGAAGAUCACUCCAUGGUCCGCCACCGACGUGAUAUCAGCUUCGAGAUCUUCGGAAAUACACAGAAGCUUAUUGAAAAACUGAUAGCUGACUUGAACAAAGCCGCUGACCAAGCGAAACAGGCCGUGGUACAAUUCAGAAAUGGUCUCCUGGAACAAGCCAAUAAAAUCCGAGAGAAACUCAUAGCAGACAUAAAUAAAAUCCGCGAAAAAAUCUCGGAAUCCAUUAAGAAAAUCCAAGACAAGUUUGUCAAUUCAGGAUCUGCUGUUGGGGAAUGCAUUAAUGGUCACCGUAGCGAUGUCGAUGCCAUACUUAAUAAUGCCCAAACGGAAGCUCUUCGAUGCAUAAAUGCUCGUAUCGAGGACGUUGGUGAAAUGAUCAACAAACUGAGCGCGUUGUGUGAAACUGGCCAAGACAUCGCUAGUGCGGCUGUGGGAGAAAUGAGGAACUGCACAGAACACCAUAGUUCAAAUAUUCUGGCUGCCGGCGCGUGCCUUGGAACUGUUGCCGUGAGGACAGAAAUGAAAGCAGCUUCUUUCUUAAUGCAGAGCGGACUAGCAAUCGGCCGUCUCAACCUGUUCAUGACAACUUUACCAGCACAAUUAGAAAUGUGCGCUGGAUCGAGCCUCGUGAACGCCGGCGUAGGCACAGCUAAGAUCCUAAUGGAAAUUGGCAGCUGCUCGACUACUUCAAUCAUCAACACCUUCAGCGGUACAUCAUCAGCUGGUGAACUUGCCUCUUCUGCUGGCUCUGCCAUUUCUGGUGCUGUGUCGAAUUUAGGCUCUGCAGUGCAAAAUGCAGGGUCUUCUCUGUCGAAUGCUGCCUCCACGGCCGGGUCAAAUUUGGCGUCUUUGGCAUCAAAUGCAGCUAAUACCGCGUCUAAUGGUGGUUCCACGGGCGGGUCAAAUUUGGCGUCUUUAGCAUCAAAUGCAGCUAACACUGCAUUUAAUGCUGCAUCCACAGUCGGGUCAAAUUUGGCGUCUUUAGCAUCAAAUGCAGCUAACACGGCAUCUAAUGCUGCCUCCACGGCCGGGUCAAAUUUGGCGUCUUUAGCAUCAAAUGCAGCUAACACCGCAUCUAAUACUGCCUCUACGGCCGGGUCAAAUUUGGCGUCUUUAGCAUCAAAUGCAGCUAACACCGCAUCUAAUGCUGCCUCCACGGCCGGGUCAAAUUUGGCGUCUUUAGCAUCAAAUGCAGCUAACACGGCAUCUAAUGCUGCCUCCACGGCCGGGUCAAAUUUGGCGUCUUUAGCAUCAAAUGCAGCAAACACGGCAUCUAAUGCUGCCUCCACGGCCGGGUCAAAUUUGGCGUCUUUAGCUUCAAAUGCAGCAUCUACCGGGUCCAAUGCUGCUUCUAAUUUAGCUUCUGCUUUCAACAGUGCUACCGGUUCUGGCUCCAACCUCGUUCCUAUCGAUGAGAUUAUCACUGGUUUAUUUUAAUUAAGAAUUUUGUUUCAUUAUAUUCUGACCUCGUUUGUUCAAUAAAGUGUAUUGAA